ACGAAGCAUGAGCAUGUCACAGUGCACCCCAUAAACACAAUCAAACAGCUGGUUUACUACCCCUUUACGACACCCAAAAUUCAACCUGCUGUUUGAUUGAUUUCAUUUGAGAUUCUAAUGGAUAUUUCUGGUCUAAACUGUAUUUGGGCAGCUGUUCAAAAGAGCUGCAACUUAUAAACGUUCAAAAUCACUUUCAUGCACGGUAGAGCCAUAAAGGCAAGCGGUCAUAAUGCUCUUCCGCUAAUGCAUAACAACCUAAGAGCAUGUUAAGUAGAUUGAAGCCCUCAUGUUGGGAUUCCUUAUGAUAGCUUUCAUAGAUGUUUUGCAUGCUGAGGAUAGACAUUACUAGAGAAGUUUAUAUUUGGACCAUAGUCUAUAGCAUUUUAAAUUUUCAGCCACUUUUAAUAACUUGCAGAUGGCUUGUGAUACUAAUACAUUAUACAAUAUAAUAUCUAACAAUUCAGUAAUGCAUGUUUAAAUGUUUAAAACAUUAUAUAGCUACUGGUUUGCAUGCAUACAGUAAUAUAUGUUAUAUAAUGUUGACUUAUUAAGUUACUUUAAAGUGUUGUUGUUGUUGUCCUUUAUAGUGUUAUGCAGAUAAUGAUGAUAAAGCGAAAUGUUACUUUGUAUCAAAUGAGAGAUGAGAGGGUGAUGGAAUGGCAGGAGAAAGGAGCCGCUGACCUGACCUGCUAAUAAAAAUGCUCACUUAUUAUGGCUGGCUCAUCAUUGUGCAUUAUUGCUAUAGAGAGAGAAGAGGGAGUGUCCAUGUUGUGAGAUGAGAUUCGCUCUGUACUUCUUAUGGAUGAUAAGGUCUGGGGAUGACCACGACUCGCUUGUCUUUGGAGACCAAAGCCACAAGAGGUUUCUAUCUGGUUGUUAUGGAUUUACACAUAUGAGGACAUAACUUUGGGAUUUUCAAAUAGUGAUUUUUCAAUGUGUUUAUUUAUUUAUUUGCGAAAGCAAAACUUUGUGGUUAACAAUUAAGUUUUGAUGUCUAUCUGCAUCAGUCAGUGGUUUUAGUGUUUUGGGAAUCGCUUCGGGAAUGGACCCUGGAAUAUUGAGGAACUUGUUGCUAUAGAGUAAUCGGAAGAAACAUGCAAACCAAAAUGAUGAAAACACAGAGAAAAAAAUAGCUCUGAAAAUCGCUUACUGAAAUUCAGCAUGACCUCUUGACCUUAUCCGAAAGAAAUUCGGUAACUUCCAGAGAUGGCCAUUCAGGGCAUGGAACUGUUUGCAGUAGCUGUAGUGAUGCUUCUGUUUUUUAUAAUGCUUAAACAGUUUGGCAUCUGGGAGCCACUGGGAUUAGAUGAGAGUUUUGACUGUGAUCUGGAGUUGUCCAUGGUGAGACAUCAGCCCGAGGGUCUCGACCAGUUGCAAGCUCAGACCAAGUUCACAAGGAAGGAGCUUCAGUCGCUGUACAGAGGCUUUAAAAACGAGUGCCCCAGUGGAUUGGUGGAUGAGGAGACCUUUAAAUCGAUCUAUUCCCAGUUCUUCCCUCAAGGAGAUGCAACCACAUAUGCACAUUUCCUUUUCAAUGCAUUCGACAUGGACCGAAAUGGCUCAAUACGCUUUGAGGACUUUGUAAUUGGCCUCUCUGUUCUACUUCGAGGCUCUGUGACAGAGAAACUGAGAUGGGCCUUUAACCUGUACGAUAUAAAUAAAGAUGGAUACAUCACUAGAGAAGAAAUGCUGGCUAUCAUAAAGUCCAUUUAUGAUUUGAUGGGCAGCUACACGUAUCCCAGUGUAAGAGAGUAUGCUGCAUUUGAACAUGUGGAGAUAUUCUUCCAGAAGAUGGACCGAAAUCGAGAUGGCCUGGUCACUAUUGAUGAAUUCAUAGAGACGUGUCAGAGGGACGAGAACAUUAUGAGCUCCAUGCAGCUGUUUGAGAAUGUCAUCUAAAGCUCUGCGUGAAGUCUGGGAAUGAUCCUUGUUUCUUUUCCACAUCAGAUCUCAGCAUCGCUCUAUUAUUCCUCAACUGCUCCACGGGGACUCUUCAGAUUUGUUCCUAACACAUCGUCUGUUGCAUGUGCAUUCCACUUUGAUUGAUCGAAUUGAAUGUUAUAUGAGACAUCUGCGAAUAUGUCUACGCUGAUUCUUAAAGCUGUAAUCUGUAACUGUUUGCGUUAAAAAUAAAAAAUAUUGAAGAGCUCAGAUGCAAAAACGUCUGUGUCUGCUUUUAUAUCAGAUUCUUAAUGGAUUCUGCCAAAAAAAGGGUAUUACUGAAAUACCUGAAGUUAUGAUUACGUGUAUCUGAAUCGAAAGUAUUGGAUGAACGUAUAAUACGUGCCGAGAGCAUUCGGUUAAUUUCAUGAUCUCAUGUGGCGCUUAGCGGCUUUUGCAUCUGAGCUCCUCAAUAAUUGAGCAACCGCAUAAACAAUCAGUUUUGAGUCUCCUAACCUUACCGUGAUUCACUACGGUAAGUUUACAAUAAUGAUUUAUAAAUUGAUCUGUUAAAGAGGCAAAAGUGGCAGAUUGCAGCUUUAUAGCGACACUUGACUUUUUUUGAAAAUAUGCUUAUUUUCCAGCUCAGUUAAACAUUUGAUUUUUACCUUUUUAGAAUCUAUUUAGCUGAUAUGACCGUCAUGAUCGGGUCUGGCGCUAGCACUUUUAGCAUAGUUUAGGAUAAUCCAUUGAAUCUGAUUAGACCAUUAGCAUCACGCUUAAAAAUAACCAGAGUUUCAAAAAUGUUUAUGAAAUGAUAUUACGCACUGCCCGAAAAUAGUCCCCUGCUAUUGAAAGUUACCAAGGGGACUAUUUUCGGGCAGUGCGUAAUAUCAUUGAGCCUCAUGCAGCCAUGUUACAACAGCAAAGUCCUUGAUUAUUACGCCAGAAUCAGAGUAUAGUUCCUAGACAUAUCUGUUUAGAAAAUCCCAACUUUUAAUUUUCUGUCAGUCUUAGUAGACGAUGUAACUACAGAAGAGUCAAGUUUUAAAGGUGACAUAGAAUGAUUGAACGGAGUAUUUAUCCUUGUUCUGUGAUGUGACAUGUAGACAAAAAAUUUUUUGUUUGGGUCUGUAAUGCCUUAGAAGCUUCCUAAAAACCUGUCUCAGAAAGCUCUAGGGUGGGGGAUUUUAAACAAGUGGUUUUGCACAUAUUUGGCUCCCCCUACUGGCUUAACUUGCAAUCUCAUUACUGAUUGGCUGACUUUGCUGCCACUCAAAAAUGUAGCCAAUUAUUUUAAAGUGUGGAGAGGCAGUUAGAUGCCUGUGAUGUCAUAAGCAUCAGUUUUUCAGAUUGGGCUGUUUUCUGGCUGACAUUUCUAAAAGAGGAAUUUCUAUGAGACUGAGAUGUUUAGCACUUUUUGUAUGUUUGUGAAUGUGGGUAGACUACCAUUAUUCAACAAAGACAAGG
This is a messenger RNA of Misgurnus anguillicaudatus (oriental weatherfish), 3351 nucleotides long. RefSeq names its product Kv channel interacting protein 3b, calsenilin (gene kcnip3b). The record is from RefSeq and is a predicted model, not a curated record. NCBI's taxonomy places the organism in Eukaryota, Metazoa, Chordata, Actinopteri, Cypriniformes, Cobitidae. Gene Ontology annotation, cellular component: nucleus; voltage-gated potassium channel complex. Gene Ontology annotation, molecular function: calcium ion binding; DNA-binding transcription repressor activity, RNA polymerase II-specific; potassium channel regulator activity. Gene Ontology annotation, biological process: negative regulation of transcription by RNA polymerase II; regulation of potassium ion transmembrane transport.